Corylus avellana is the source of this 1359-nucleotide messenger RNA. The record is from RefSeq and is a predicted model, not a curated record. Lineage: Eukaryota; Viridiplantae; Streptophyta; Magnoliopsida; Fagales; Betulaceae.
ACUAAGGCUUUUGCUCUUUUCCUUAUAAUACGUUAGCUUUCAACUCUCUCGCUUAUCUCGCUUAUCCAUUAAAAAAAAAAAAGAAUAGGAAAAGUGUCUUUCAACUCACUCCUUCUUCAGGUUUAUAUCUUGCUCAGGAAGCACUUAGCAUCAUCAAUCAUUGAUUCAAGAGUUGGGGUUUCAGGUUACUUUUCGUGGACAUUUCAACAAGGCGCAAUUCAUAGAGAAGAAGAAGUGUCAUUUUCCAAUACCCAGUUGGGUGUUAUUGAAGCUACCCAACUUUCAUGUUUGCAGCCUUUGAUUCUACAGCAAUUUUCAGCCUCUCCAUAACCCUUUUGUCACUUCCAUUUCGGACAUUUAUAUUCUUCAAGCUAUAGUUUGUGCUAUUUUUUUUUUAAAAAAAAAUUUAUUAUCAAAAUGGAAAAGACCGUUGAUUGGGAGCAAACGGCUCUGAUCAGUGAGCUGAAUCAGGGGAAGGAGCUAGCAAAGCAGCUCCUGAACCAUCUCCACCCUUCUUCAUCGAAUGAAACACGUGAAUUCUUGGUUUCGAAGAUACUUUCUUGCUAUGAGAAAGCGCUUUCAUCGCUAAAUUGGGGAGAGCAGCCCAAGCCCAUGACCAGCAUCCUGGAAUCGCCGCGUUCUUUUGCCAACAGCAGCCCGAGAAGUGCGGGUUCUGACCAGGAUUCUAAGCACAGAGAUGUCUACAAGAAAAGGAAGACAUUGCCCCGAUGGACGGAGCAAGUAAAGGUUUGCUCUGGAACAGGGCUGGAAGGGCCGGUUGACGAUGGUUACAGCUGGAGAAAAUAUGGGCAGAAGGACAUCCUCGGAGCUAACUUUCCGAGGGGCUACUAUAGAUGCACACAUCGACAUGGGCAGGGGUGUUUGGCAACAAAGUUAGUUCAGAGAUCGGAUGAAGACCCAAAUAUCCUCGAGGUAACAUAUCGAGGGCGGCACACGUGUAGCCAAUCCUCUCGUUUAAACGUGGCAUCGGCACCGUUGAAAAGUCCAAGGUUAACAGAGAACAAGAAUAAUCAUCAUCAUCAUCAUCAUCACGCACAACAACAAAAACUCAAAGAAAAACCAGCACAGGAAAUUGGAUGCAAUGUUGCAGCUCGGCUUACAGUUAAGACUGAGGGGUUGGAGGCCAGGGAGGAGGAUGACAUAUUUCCGUCAUUUUCCUUUUCUUUAACACCAAUUGGAUCCGAAAAUGAGGACGCCAUUCUUUUCUGUGAGUCCAUGUUGGAGAACAAUUUCAUGGGUAGUCUUUCUCCGACGUUUUUGUCGCCGGCGACAUCUGAUUCCAACAUGUUUCCGAUGUCUCCAUUCUCAGAAGAGGUGCUGGCAAUAGAGAAGCUCUAG